Molecule: messenger RNA, 759 nt
Organism: Cydia strobilella
Lineage: Eukaryota; Metazoa; Arthropoda; Insecta; Lepidoptera; Tortricidae
Exons: 1
Coding region: 1-759 (252 amino acids)
Molecular function (GO): catalytic activity
Source: RefSeq, a predicted model, not a curated record
AUGUCCGAGUUAGGACAGUAUGUUAGGAGGGCCAAAGUAGACAUAGCACUGCUGCAAGAACCGUAUGCAUGGAGGAAUCAGGUGUCAGGCCUGGGACAUCUAGGGGUAGCUCUAUACUAUGAACAUAAUGGUGAGCUACCUCCUAGAGCAUGCAUAUAUGUGAGCAAUAAUCUGAGAAACAUGGGCUUAUGUUACAGAGACCUUGUUGCGGUGGAAACUUACUUCAUAGAGGAUGAUGGGAGAAGAUACAAGGUGGCGCUAGCGUCCUGCUACCUGCCGGGCGAUGGAGUGGCACCAACAAAGGAACUAGAAGAAAUGGUACUGUGGUACAGAGGUAAGGGAAUUCCCCUGAUUAUUGGCUGCGAUGCUAACGCACAUCACGAGGUGUGGGGUAGCACCGACACCAAUGAAAGGGGUGAAUCAGUGAUAGAAUUUAUAAUCAGCAAUGACCUAGAGACUAUGAAUAUUGGUAACACACCAACGUUCGUAACGAGGGCUAGAAAGGAAGUACUUGACAUCACCAUGGCAACGAAAGAGAUGAGCGAUAAGGUAAGGGGCUGGAGGGUGGAUGCGGAGGAUAGCAUGUCUGACCACCGCAGAAUACUCUACAGUAUCGAAAGCCGAGUAGAAAAGAUGAAGGUGAGAAAUCCACGCAAAACCGACUGGGCGAAGUAUGAAGAGGAGCUAAGGGAAUUGGCUGACUCGGGAGUCAGGUAUGAGAAUGUGGACGACCUAGAAAAUGGGGCGCGCAGACUGUAA